AUGUCCAGAAACCCAUACUUUGCACAUCUGCCGACGUGGCGUAAUCGACAGGACCUAGCCUACGCGCUCGACAAUCUCCCUCGAAUACUGGAAACUAUGACAGCAUCUUCACCGCUUUUGGCAACAUAUUGUUGCCCGUCCAUACCUUCAACCCAAAUAUCCUCGGGAUCUUCAUCAUCGACUUCGUCUUCAUUGUCACCGUCCUCAGCAACAGCAUCUACACCAUCCCCUUCGUCUCCUUCGCCGUAUGGUUUUCUUCUGAACUCCACAGUGUUGCCGUCCGCGGGGCGAGCUAGCCCUUCUACGUUUAGAGAACGAUUCAUGUUGGAUGUCGCCAAAGAGUGUUCACGAUCGGAUCAAAAAUUUUCUGCAUGUCCAUCUCCAAGCGCAAAAUGUGAUUCUCGCCGUAUCAGUGAUAAUGUAUCCCAAUCUCAACGACAGAAGCACCCAUAUCCCCAAAACAACCAAUGUAGCAACAACAGCAGCAAUACUAUCUACCAGCAACAACACUGCGCUGCUGACUGUUCGCAUGAUCAAUCAUCAUCCUCUUACUACCCAUUGCAGUUUUCGACGCGUGCCAAAGCGAUGGCCUUUUUGAUCGAGAUCUUGCAAUCGCUGCAGAAGGAGCCCUGUGGCUGUGAUCUGACUAAAGGAUGUUAUUGCGGGGUGGAUGGGGUUGAGGACCAUGAGGGCAAAUCACCCUGCUAUGUCUGUGGUGAAUGGUUUCCUGAUCGACCAGAAAGUUUACAUGGCGAUAUUACAGCGAACCAGCAUGGAAAAGGGCAGCAGAACACAGGUCUAUCAUCGAGACAGGGACGAUCAUGGCAUGAACAGGGAUCAUUAAGACAUCAUGUUGCAGAGUCUAGGGUCAAGAAGUGGCUAGAUUCUGUAUGGAAGCCACCACUCACGCCAGCAACUACACCUGAACAGGGGAAUGUGAAGCAGUUUGGAUCCAGGCUUAAAUCCCAGGAUCAAAAUCAGGAUAAGGAGAAUUGUAUUCAUCAAGGGCAGCAGUGGCAGCUAGACUAUCAACAGGCUGCUCCAUUUCAGUUAGCGCCGAGUCAUCGUUCUGUAGAAGAACAACAGCAGCAUCAGCAGCAUAUGGACUCUGCUCGACCGUGGAGUUUCCACGAUAUUGAAUAUGAGGCACGUUGUAAGAGUCGUAGUCGGCAGAACUCCUUUUCAUCUACAUCUACGUCAUAUCAUUACGGCAAUCCUUCGAUGCACCAACAAAAACCGUUAUUAGCGCAAGACAUUCCUGGAUUGGGAUACAAUCAUGAACAAUUUGGUUCAGGCUCUAGUACCUGGCGCUUUGUCCCCUCGCCAAAACCCACACGCGUAAAUGCUGCAGCCUCACUCCCACUGCACUACCACCACCACCACCACCACCACCACCAAUCCUAUAUAAUGCAGCAAUCGCUCUACUGUAGCUCCCCUAAUUCGGAUGAUCCGCUUCCAUCUACUCCUUCGGCCCUCGCCCGCACACUUACGUCUCGGGUUGAAGUAAUUUACCAACCCAGAACUCGAACCCAGAGUUGUUCAGAUUCUCAGCAAGGUAAUAUUCCGUCUGCUUACGUUGCUUUGACUCCACCAGUAGCACGUCCAAAUAGUUGCAACAGCAGUCGGAAACCCCGCACUUCAGCGAUUGCGACAACACUCCAUAAUGGCAGUACCACAUUUGCUAUUCCCCAAGAGAUUCUGGACCCUAAUUACAAGUCGCCCACAUUCAGAAUCAAGAGCUGGAAUCCACCAGUGCUUUCAUCGCCAAUAAAUGUAGCAUCAAUGGCCUCACCAACCUCAACUACCUUAAAGGACAGCGCUUGUGAGACCCCAACAUUACUUUCAUCAGUUAAUGAUCAGAUAUUGAAGUCUGCUUCAUCGACUGCAUCGUCUGAUCUGAAAUGGUUCUCUUCUGCAAGCGUUGAGAAGCAACAGCAACGGCAACCAAAGCAGACACUUGAUGAAUGGGUAGCAUCUAAAGCGUGUGAGACAGUAACGAAAACCUCACUACUCUGCGCAGAUGAUAAUGAGGACAGUGGCGGUCUAGAAAAUUGUCGUCGUCGCAGUCCUUUGGGCGAUAAUAAUGACAAUGAUGCUCUUGAUGAUAGGAGCAUGAUGAUGAUGAUGUCAGCUCCAAAAGGAACCCAACAGGCCAACACACGAGAGCAGAUGUCCUUAAGAGAUGCAGGACAAAGAGGAAGGGAAGAAGGGGAAAGAGAUGAAAAAGAAGUCUGUCAAUCAACCAAGAAGACAUCAAUGCAGUUUAGUUUUACGUCACAGAGAUUCAGAGCCGCUGUGCAGGCAUCACUCGAAAAGGAUGCAGCGGAAUCUAAGCGGUCUAAAGCAUCAGCAUCUUCACACUUUUGCGAGGAAGACCUUGAUCAUCGCUACAUUAGUAAAAUCAUCGUUUCUUCUCCCGUAAGCAAGGCCAAGAACAAGGAACCCACGACCACGGCAAUAACAGCGGCAGUCGGCUCGCAUUCCUUUGGAAUAGGAGCAACGGUGACUCCUUCAACUUGUGAAUUAUCGGCAUCAUCUAUGGACAAACUUAAACCGACAUCACUACAGCAGCAACAACAGCAGCAACCAUUCAUGAAUGAACUAAAUGUGGUUAUGAUGCAAAAGGAGUAUAAGUGCUCUCUUCAGGAUGGCAGUGAUAGUAUAGCCAUGCCCGCCAUUGAGCCCGUAGCAGCACUGGCGUCCAAGCUUUCAAACAUGGAUACGAGCCCUCUAGGUCAUUAUGAUCAGUAUGAUGAAGAAAUCCAGAAAUCGGAGCUAAUUUCGACACCUACACUCCAACCCUCACAGGUACCGACGAUAGCAGCAGCCACAAACAAUAAGCGACAGCAUAAUAUUAGAACUAAAUGGUCCUUAUCAGACUCUCUAUUGGUCAGUAGUAAGUCUUCCAACCCUGGUAGCACUAUGAAAAAUACCUCUAGCAACUUCAGAUAUACAGCAGCGGACAAAGGAAUAGAUAAUACAUUUGACUGUGAGCGCCGGACAGCCUUUGAAGGUCUUUCAGGGAAUGGAGUAGGAGUAGGCGAAGAAAGUAAUAGUAUGAGUAAGGUAGCGAGUUGGAUAUCGUUACAACGAUUGAUGCGCAAGAUAUCAAAAACUAAUGAAACGAUGGUAUCUCGCAGUGGAAUAAUGCACAUAGAAAGCUCCUGA
Molecule: messenger RNA, 3168 nt
Organism: Lobosporangium transversale
Lineage: Eukaryota; Fungi; Mortierellomycota; Mortierellomycetes; Mortierellales; Mortierellaceae
Exons: 1
Coding region: 1-3168 (1055 amino acids)
Source: RefSeq, a predicted model, not a curated record